Molecule: messenger RNA, 933 nt
Organism: Symbiodinium sp. CCMP2592
Lineage: Eukaryota; Dinophyceae; Suessiales; Symbiodiniaceae
Source: the annotation of a GenBank genome assembly
AUGCUGGCUCGAGUCCUAAUUCCAGCAGAGAGCAGCAGCUGGGGUCCUUGCAGAUACUUGGGCUACGGAGGCAGUCCCGGACGCGCUCUAGCUGUCGCCAAAGUUGUGCUGCAACGGCUGCCCAAGGCAGCUCUGCUCGAGGUUCACUGUCCCGCUCGUGAGGCUUCCGCUCUGCAGCGCUUGGCUUCGGAGGAGCCUCAACUCCGACUCCCGCCCCAGGGCAGAGGUAGCACGUUUUUGCACAGCCUCGUCACCAGUGCACAGGAGGAGUCCCAACUUCCCCUCCGGGGAGUUUUGUUGGACCUGCGGGGUCUGGUCUUGCCGACUUGGUCUGUUGCGUGGCUGCGCAAAGCAACGCAGCAGGAGCUCGCCAAACUCUUCCAACAGCAUGGAGAGCAAGAGGACGACUUGCUGUGGGCACGGUUCGCGCAGGUGUUGGAAGUGCAGAAGCAGGCGCGCGGAUUGCAGGCCAACUCAGACGUUGCAGGCCUCUUCCGCAGCGCCGCAGAGCUGCUCAAAGAUCCCGCCGGGCCGGCGCCGGACGGAGCGCUGAAUGCCCUGCGAGCUGCCCUCCGGAAGGAGCAGGCAGUCGUGCAAGAUGGACUGCGGGUGGUUUUACACCACUUGGAGGUCGGGGCUCGCUGCGUGUUGCUGUCGGACCGCCGCGACUUCUGCGUCGGCAUCCGCCGGUUUCUGCGAGAAAACGAGGAUGUCGACGAAGAUCUUGUUGCGGACUGGAGGCCACACAAGGUGGCGUCCCUCUUUCCGCUAAGCCAGAAUGCAGAGCAGCCAUGGUGCGUGGCAGAGGUCACACACUCGGCGGUGGAUCCGAUGUCAGCCGCUGCGAAUCUGGCUGCUAAGGAGGUCUUCGUGAUAGAGAAGCGGCUGCUCGGUCCCCGGAAGCUUCUCACAGCAUCCUGGGUUCCAAUUUGA